AUGGCCACAAGUGGAGCCCUGGUGUUAAGACUUUUCUUCAUGGCUGUCCUGAUGAGGCCCCAGAAGUCAUGGGCUAUCAAAGAAGAGCACAGAAUCAUCCAGGCGGAGUUCUUUCUUUCCCCAGACGACAAAGGAGAGUUUAUGUUUGACUUUGACGGUGAUGAGAUUUUCCACGUGGAUAUUGGAAAGUCGGAGACCAUCUGGAGACUUAAAGAAUUUGGACAGUUUGCCAGUUUCGAAGCUCAGGGUGCAUUGGCCAACCUAGCUGUGGACAAAGCUAACCUGGAAAUCAUGAUAAAGCGUUCCAACCACACUCCAGCCGCCAAUGUGUCCCCAGACGUGACUGUGCUCACCGACAGUCCAGCGAGCCUGGGGGAGCCCAACACCCUCAUCUGCUUCGUUGACAAGUUCUCCCCGCCGGUGGUCAAUGUCACCUGGCUUCGGAACGGACAGCCUGUCACCACAGGCGUGUCAGAAACCGUCUUCCUACCCAGGGAUGAUCACCUCUUCCGCAAGUUCUACUAUCUGACCUUCCUGCCCUCCACGGAGGAUUACUAUGACUGCAGGGUGGAGCACUGGGGUUUGGAGGAGCCUCUGCUCAAGCACUGGGAAUUUGAAGAGCAAACCCUCCUCCCAGAAACUAAAGAGAACGUGGUGUGUGCUCUCGGACUGUUUUUGGGUCUAGUGGGCAUCAUUGCCGGGGUUGUCUUCAUCAUCAAGGGUAUGCAAAGACGGACAGCUGCAGACCGCCGCCAAGGAGCCCUAUGA
Messenger RNA from Microtus ochrogaster (prairie vole), 768 nucleotides. RefSeq names its product H-2 class II histocompatibility antigen, E-U alpha chain. The record is from RefSeq and is a predicted model, not a curated record. Gene Ontology annotation, biological process: immune response; antigen processing and presentation. NCBI's taxonomy places the organism in Eukaryota, Metazoa, Chordata, Mammalia, Rodentia, Cricetidae. Gene Ontology annotation, cellular component: MHC class II protein complex; membrane.